Molecule: messenger RNA, 375 nt
Organism: Yamadazyma jaroonii
Lineage: Eukaryota; Fungi; Ascomycota; Pichiomycetes; Serinales; Debaryomycetaceae
Source: the annotation of a GenBank genome assembly
AUGGGAAGAUUGAAUAAUGCUGAGUUUUUAAGCCAGUUUGCCGAAACCUUGACCAAGAAUAAUGGUGAAUCAUCAGUAUAUUUAACUCAAAAAAGAUUAGUACCUUCAUUAGAUGUAGAAGACAAUAAGGGGAUUAAUGAUUUAUCCUCAAAUGUGAUCGAUCACAAAUUGUUUGAUAAGAACACUCAAGAAUACCCAAUAUUGAUAAGAUUGUCCAUGAACGGUAAAAAUAAAGAUAAGUUGAAGUUAUCAACAGUUGUAGAAAUUGAUCAAUUAGAUCAAUUUUGGAUCGAUUAUGCUCAAACCAUAAAAGCUGGAUUUGUUGGUUUGAAGAAGAAAGAUAAAAAGAAGAGUAAGAAGAAAGUAUCAAAAUAA